GAAACGCAAUUACUGAAGAAGAAGAGGAUUGCGUACAGUAAUACCGAGCUAACUUCGGAUUAGUGUUAUCGUUUAUUAAAAAAAUAUGGCCGCAACUUGUUUCAUGGCGUAAAACAAAACAAAGAACUUUCAACCUUCGUAAUUGUCAAUACAAAAUUGUCAGUGCAACAUAACAUAAAUUUUUUGUAAAUCAACUCAACAGAAUGGCCGAAAAGAAUGACAGCUGGUUAGGAUCUUGGCUAAAUGCUGCAAAGAAUAAAAGUACUGAAGUCUUUGAUUUGGUGAGAACAGACCUCGAGGAGUUUGGGUCUGUAGUAAAAUCGGAAGUUAACGGUAUCGUUUCCUCCACAGGUUCAGUGGUAGAAAAAGCUUUAAAGCUUGAUUCACCUGACUCAACUGCAAGUUCUAUGAAAAGGAGCUUUAGUUCCUUUUUAGGUCAAGUGAAUACUGUUUUGAAUCCAAGCCCCGAUGAUUCUGAUACAGAAGCAAUUCUUAUUGUUGAGAACUCAGAAACAGUUACUUUAACCAAACUACAGCAAGCUGUAUAUCAGUUGCAAAAAGAUCCAGUAACUUAUUUGGCUGAUCCAGAUGAAUCAUUGUUAAAGCAAUUUCAGUGCUGGUUGGAAAUUGUGGAUGAUCAGUUGUCUUCUGAACGGAUAGAGAAGCAUUUAAAUAGUUCAAGUGUUUUAAAAAAUCAGUAUACUCAACUUGUACCAGAUUCAGUUGAACAUUCAAUAUUUUGGAAAAGGUACUUAUUCAAAAAAGCUCUUCUUGAAGAUGAUAUUGCACGACAAGAAGCUUUGGAAAAGAGAGAACAGAAAGAGAAGCAAAUGACUGAAGAAAAUCUUAAAUGGGAGCAAGAUUUUGCAAACGACGUAGAAUUGACUGAAGAAGAGCAAAUAAAAUUAUUAGAGCAGUAUGAGUAUGAGACUAAAACAAAAAAACAAAGUCCUAAAAGAAUAAAAAGUCCAAUUGGGGAAGAUGUCGUUUUCAAACAAGAAUCGCAAAAAAAUAAGGCAAAACCAACGAAGAAUGCUGAAGAUAUAAUUGAAGAGAAAGCAAAUAUUAACAAAGUAGACUCAUCCAACAGUUUAGAUACCCCCAGUAGUAACAGUAGUAGCGCUGAAGAUGAUUGGGAAAAAAUUAGCGACAUUGAUAAAUAGAUUUUUUUUCUAUUCUAUAGAAUAAGAGCUGUAUUUUGUAUGAAUGAAAAACUACCUACUUAUGUACCAUUCAGGUUUACCCAAAAUGUAAUUGUAUUAAUUAUAUUAAUGAGUACUUUUAUCCAAAAUUAUUAUGUAUGAUUUACAUUGAUAAUAAAAUGCAUUUUUGUUA
Molecule: messenger RNA, 1335 nt
Organism: Aethina tumida (small hive beetle)
Lineage: Eukaryota; Metazoa; Arthropoda; Insecta; Coleoptera; Nitidulidae
Product: BSD domain-containing protein 1
Exons: 7
Coding region: 204-1163 (319 amino acids)
Cellular component (GO): cytoplasm
Source: RefSeq, a predicted model, not a curated record